AUGGUUGCAACACACAACAACGUCAGCGACCAUGAUGUCCGCGACGAAAAGCUUGAACUCGCCGAGGUUGAGGUGGUUCACGCUCGCGGCAACAUUCCUCCCAUUGAGAUUCAGGCUCGUUUCCCUCUUCUGAGGGAUCUCUCUGAGACCCAGAUGGCAGCUCUCAACAAGAGCGUUCUUCGCAAGGUUGAUUGGCACAUGAUGCCUUGUGUCACUCUCAUGUUCCUCAUGAACUACCUCGAUCGAAUCAACGUCUCCAACGCUCGUCUGGCCGGUCUCCAGGAAGAUCUCGGCAUGUCUGAUACGAUCUGGAACACUGGUAUCUCUACAUUCUACGUCGGUUAUCUCAUCGGCCAGCUCCCCGGUAACCUCAUCAUGGCCAAGACGAACCCCAAGCUUUUCCUUCCCGUUGUCAUGCUCAUGUGGAGUGCUGGAACCAUCUGCAUGCCCGCCAUGACCAACGGCGUCGGUUUCUGUGUCGUCCGCUUCUUCAUCGGUUUGAUGGAAGCUCCUUUCUUCCCCGGUCUGACUCUCAUGACUUCUUCCUGGUACACCAAAGAGGAGAGUCCCUUCCGAAUGGCUAUCUGGCACGCUGGUAACACAAUCUCAAACAUCAUCUCUGGUUUCCUCGCCGCUGGUAUUCUUGAGCAUAUGGACGGCAUUGCUGGCAUGCACGCUUGGCAGUGGUUCUUCCUCAUUGAGGGUAUCGCCUCCGUUGUCAUCGCUAUCGUCGCCUUCUUCGUCCUCCCCUCUUGGCCUAAAGACACCAAGUUCCUCACUGAGCAGGAGCGCGAGAUGGCUCAGUACCGUAUCCUCGUCUCCAACGGUGGUAUCGAUGAGGGUGUUGGUGGAACCUGGGAUGGUGUCAAGGACGCUGUUCGCGAUCCCUUCACCUGGUACUUCUGCCUCAUGCACUUCGCCCUCGUCACUGCUCAGAGCUUCAAGGAUUUCCUUCCUUCCAUCAUGAAGACCUUUGGCUUCAACAAGAUGACCACCUACCUCAUCCAGGCUCCUCCCUACGCUCUUGCCUACAUUGCCGCCUGUCUCAUCGCCUGGUCUUGUGGUCAUUUCAUGGAGUCCACAUACCAUAUUGUCAUCCCCAUCAUCCUCUCUGCUGCUGGUUGCGGUAUUCUCAUCGGUACCAUCAACGUUGCCGCUCGCUACAUCGGUAUCAUCCUUCUCGUCUGCGGUACCUACAACGGUCUCAAUUUGCAGCUCUCUUGGGAAACCACUGUCGUUCCCGCUCCUCGUGCCAAGAAGGCAGCUCUUAUCGCCAUCGCCAACUGUAUCAGUCAGGUCAGCCAUUGGUUCAGCCCUUACUUCUAUCCCACAAGCCAAGAGCCUUUCUACCGCAUGGCUGGUGGUCUCCUCCUUCUUGGAUGUGCCCUGACUAUUGUGUCUGCUUUCCUCGUCCGAUGGAGAGCUAUCAAGCUCAACAAGAAGCUCGACGAGCAAGAGGGCUGGACCGAGAACUCUGGUGUCGAGCGCGGCUGGCGAUACAAGUACUAA
Molecule: messenger RNA, 1509 nt
Organism: Fusarium pseudograminearum CS3096
Lineage: Eukaryota; Fungi; Ascomycota; Sordariomycetes; Hypocreales; Nectriaceae
Exons: 2
Coding region: 1-1509 (502 amino acids)
Biological process (GO): transmembrane transport
Cellular component (GO): membrane
Molecular function (GO): transmembrane transporter activity
Source: RefSeq, a predicted model, not a curated record